AUGGCAGAAUCUCAUCGAGAUCAUAAUAAAUCGUCAAAUACAUCUUCAAGUAAAAAUUAUCGAAAUAGUAAAGAUGAAAUUGAACGAUAUACUCGAAAACGAACACAUAUUGAAAUGGAAAAUAUUGAUGCGAAAGUUUAUGUUGGGAAUGUUUUAACUGAAAAAGUUACUGAUGAUGAAUUAUUAAAUUUUUUUAAACCAUUCGGCAAAAUUGCAGACAUACGAGUGUUUAAAGAUCAUAUAUUUGUGCAAUAUAACCGAGUUGAUGAUGCAAAAAAAUUAAUUAAAGAAGCACAAAUACCAAUGAUACUCAAAGGAAAAAAACUUGAUGUUUUACCAGCAAGAGAUAUUAGGUCAACAAGUACAAAAUCAUCAUCAACCGAUCGAUCAUCAAAAAGAAGUCAUGAAACAACUUUUCAUCAACAUUUAUCGAAUUAUGAAUCAUCUCGAAGAAGAUUUUCAACAUGUACAAGAUCAAAUUUUAAAUCUGAAAAUGAUAGAAUUGAAACCGAAAUUACUGAUUGUAUGAAUAUGUCAACAUCAAGGUCUGAUCCUUGUCGAUCUAAUAAUGAUUCAAUAUCUCGAAAUAAUCUAUUACCUUAUACAAUUUUAACAGGACCUAAAAAUUCGAAUGAUUUAGUUGAUUGUCAAAUAAUUAUUGUUAAUAAUCGACAAAGAGUUUAUGCUGAGGAAAUCGAAUCUCGUCUUUGUUCUCAUGGUCUUGUUACAUCAAUAAUACUUCUUCGAGAAGAUUAUACAUUAACAGAAGCUAUUGAGAAUGCUUCUCGUUUACAAUGUUUAUAUGGAAUUAUUGCAAUGCCUAUGCAUGAGAAACGACAUACAGCAUCUUUUCAUAUUUUAUAUGGACAAACAGAAGAUCAGAGAAUGUCACCUUAG
Messenger RNA from Rotaria sp. Silwood2, 897 nucleotides. NCBI's taxonomy places the organism in Eukaryota, Metazoa, Rotifera, Eurotatoria, Philodinida, Philodinidae. The record is from the annotation of a GenBank genome assembly.